Messenger RNA from Striga asiatica, 2441 nucleotides. The record is from the annotation of a GenBank genome assembly. NCBI's taxonomy places the organism in Eukaryota, Viridiplantae, Streptophyta, Magnoliopsida, Lamiales, Orobanchaceae.
AUGAUUGCGUCUUACAUUCUUGAAGGUACUUUGGAGGCACUUAGUCCCCCAUCUAUGGAAGGUUUAGAUGUUUUGGUGGAAAAUAACAGAGCUUCAGCACCGAAUGACAAUGUUAUCUCCAAUGGAACUGUACAGUUGCAACCAACAGUUUCAAAGAGUUUCUUUAGCACAAAGUCCAAGCAGAAGAACUAUACUUCGCUCAAUGCUGUUACUUCAGUCGUUGAUGGUUUAAAAAUAUUGUACAAUGAGAAGCUAAAGCCUCUAGAAGCUACUUACCGGUUCAAUGAUUUUGUUUCUCCUUUUCUGACUAGUAGUGACUUUGAUGCAAAACCUAUGGUCAUGCUUUUGGGUCAAUACUCAACCGGGAAAACAACUUUUAUCAAGCACUUGCUCAAAUCCAACUAUCCAGGUGCUCAUAUUGGACCCGAGCCAACUACUGACCGAUUUAUUGUUGUCAUGUCUGGGCCCGACGAAAGGAGUAUUCCUGGCAAUACAGUCGCAGUUCAGGCCAACUUGCCAUUCAAUGGUUUGACUACUUUUGGUGGAUCUUUUUUGUCAAAGUUCGAGUGUUCGCAAAUGCCACAUCCCCUGCUCGAGCAUAUUACUCUUGUCGACACUCCUGGGGUUUUAUCCGGUGAAAAACAACGUACACAAAGAAGCUAUGAUUUCACGGGUGUCAUAUCAUGGUUUGCUGCAAAAUGUGAUAUGAUUCUCCUUUUGUUUGAUCCACAUAAGCUCGACAUUAGUGAUGAGUUCAAGCGGGUGAUUUCGUCACUACGUGGUCAUGAUGACAAAAUACGAGUUGUUUUGAACAAAGCUGAUCAAUUGAUGAGAGUUUAUGGUGCACUAAUGUGGUCGCUUGGAAAAGUCUUGAACACUCCAGAGGUGUCUCGUGUCUAUAUUGGAUCAUUUAAUGACAAGCCUGUGAACAAGACUGCUGUUAGCUCUAUGGGUGAGGAACUCUUUGAGAAAGAGCAAGACGAUCUUCUCCUCGACUUGAUAGAUAUACCAAAGAAAGCUUGUGAUCGACGGAUCAAUGAGUUUGUGAAACGUGCCAGAGCUGCUAAGAUCCAUGCUUACAUAAUUAGCCAUCUCAAGAAAGAGAUGCCGGCUUUAAUGGGCAAAGCCAAAGCACAAAAAAGACUCAUUGAGAAUCUUGAAAAUGUAUUUGCAAAGAUCCAACAAGAAUUUCAUUUGCCAGCCGGAGACUUUCCGGAUGUGGAGCAGUUUAGGGAAGUUUUAAAUCGUUAUAACAUUGAUGAGUUUGAAAAAUUGAAGCCAAAAAUGAUUCAGGUCGUUGAUGACAUGCUUGGUGUUGAUAUUCCUGAGCUGUUGAAAAGCUUUAGGAACAUUUAUGAUUAGAAUUGGGAAAGAAACAUUUCAAGAAGGCUUGAAAGUUCUGUUAAUUUGAGUUUUGGACAAAUUUGUUCGAAUGACAUUUCAUAUUUGAAUUCUUGAGCGUUUGGAAAUUUGCUUUAUGUAGUCAGGCUUUGAACUCUUGAUUGAAAUUUUUGAGGAAAUUCUGCAUAUGUUAAAAACAGGUGCUACGUACCAAUGGAUAAAACUAAACUUGAGGAUAUAGAUUAUUUGAUGAGAUGUGUGAAAUCUAAGUUCGGAAAUGACUUAUUUGACUUUGGCAUACUAAUUUUAUUUUCAGUAGUUUUAGUACUUUGUCUGGCCUUGUGAUACCCUGAAAAAUCAUGAGAUAAUUACCCCCUUCACCUCCCGAUAUUCUUUUAAGCACAUAUAUACGAUAGUGAGUUUUUAAUUGGUUGAAUACCAAAAUUGUAUUUUAAUUUUCCUUCUCUCUUAAAAUUGAUGGUCCGUCAAAUUCAAUUCUCUCAAAUUCUCCUCGCCCUUUCUUUUUCUCUCGUUAUCUUUCUUCUUAUCCUAAUUAAUUUCUUUUCAAAUCGAUCGUCCUCGUCUUCCUUCAAACCCUAAAUCCAAAUCGAAGGGGUUGGGCCAAGCUAUGGAGCCAGAGGACGCGGGAUCCGGGCCGAAGGUCGCAAAACACGGUAUCGGCUGGAAGCAGACGGCGGGGUACAAGGAGAAGAAGGCGACAAUUGCGGAGGAGAUGAAGAAGAUGCGUCGGUUGUCGAUCAACAGCAGCCAUGUCGCCCACCGUCUGCGUUUGUUGGACAAAGUUUAUUAGCUUCUGCUAGCCCUGGUUCGUUUGUGGGGAUGUGAAUCAAAUUGUUGUUAUUAUUUGUUAAUUUUGUAAUUAAUUAGUGUAACCGGUAGUUAGCUUUGAAGAGAUUAGGAUUUUGGGUUUUCUAUUUUCUCCUACUGAUGAAGAAGGUUUCAGAAUUCUGCGUUUUUCUUUUUCUUUUUGUGAGGUAGUUUGUAAGCAAAAAUAUUAAUGUGAUGUUUAUCUUGAGUUGAUUUUUGUUAAAUUAUUUUUAAAAAAUUUGUUUGAAUUUAAUUUUGUCAAAUAUAAUUUG